AUGCGCCUGGUCGACGUCCCCACGGACGAGGACACUGGCCUGCCGCUGACCUACGACCCAGAAAUCCUGAAGGAGUACUUCGACCGACUGCCAGGGGUGCAGCUGCAGCGGAUGCUGCAGAUUGUGAGUACCGGCGCUCCCCUGAUCGGCAUGAUCGCCCGGAUCUGA
Messenger RNA from Symbiodinium sp. CCMP2456, 168 nucleotides. The record is from the annotation of a GenBank genome assembly. Lineage: Eukaryota; Dinophyceae; Suessiales; Symbiodiniaceae.